Messenger RNA from Sphaeramia orbicularis (orbiculate cardinalfish), 2980 nucleotides. Its product is annotated as heterogeneous nuclear ribonucleoprotein R. NCBI's taxonomy places the organism in Eukaryota, Metazoa, Chordata, Actinopteri, Kurtiformes, Apogonidae. The transcript has 12 exons. Gene Ontology annotation, molecular function: RNA binding. The record is from RefSeq and is a predicted model, not a curated record. The coding region runs from base 171 to 2033 and encodes 620 amino acids.
UGCCGAACGGUGGCGUUGUUCUGGCGAGCCGACGACGAGACCGUAGCUGUCUGGAAAUUUGUCUCGUGUCUGAAACGAAUUCCUUAUAUUGCCCAUUUUUGCCCGCUUGUCACCUUUAUCAUUUUAAAAUUUUAAAAACGCCACUGCUAGUUUCCUGAAAUUGACUGGACAUGGCUGCCGCUGAGGUGAACGGUAGUUCUGCCCCGGCAAAGGAGGAGGAAGAGCCGAUGGAUGUGACAGCAACUCAUACCGAGAACUUCCAGACGCUCAUCGAUGCUGGGCUUCCUCAGAAAGUGGCAGAAAGUUUAGAUAACAUCUUCCAGACAGGCUUGGUGGCCUAUGUGGAUCUGGAUGAGAGGGCCAUUGAUGCACUGAGGGAGUUUAAUGAGGAGGGAGCCCUUACUGUACUGCAGCAGUUCAAAGAGAGUGACCUGUCCCACGUACAGAAUAAAAGUGCUUUCCUUUGUGGUGUAAUGAAGACUUACAGACAGAGAGAAAAGCAAGGAAGUAAAGUGCAGGAGUCCACCAAGGGCCCAGAUGAGGCUAAAAUAAAGGCACUGUUGGAGAGGACAGGGUAUACCUUGGAUGUUACUACAGGGCAGAGGAAGUAUGGAGGCCCCCCACCUGAGGAGGUUUUCAAAGGCACACAGCCGGGGAUUGGAACUGAGGUGUUUGUUGGAAAAAUCCCCAGGGACUUGUAUGAGGAUGAGCUGGUACCACUAUUUGAGUCCGCUGGUCCCAUCUGGGACCUCAGGCUAAUGAUGGAUCCUCUCUCUGGUCAGAAUAGAGGUUAUGCCUUCAUCACAUACUGCAAUAAGGAUGAUGCACAAAAAGCUGUGAAGCUUUGUGAUAACCAUGAAAUCCGCCCUGGCAAGUACUUGGGAGUGUGUAUAUCUGUUGCAAACAAUCGCUUGUUUGUAGGAUCAAUCCCAAAGAACAAGACAAGAGAAAGUAUAUUGGAAGACUUUGGCAAAGUUACAGAGGGUCUUCAAGAGGUGAUACUGUACCACCAGCCAGAUGAUAAGAAGAAGAACCGUGGCUUCUGUUUUCUGGAGUAUGAAGACCACAAGUCGGCAGCACAGGCCCGCCGUCGACUAAUGAGUGGCAAAGUCAAAGUGUGGGGAAACCCAGUGACUGUGGAGUGGGCUGACCCUGUAGCUGAGCCAGACCCAGAGGUCAUGGCAAAGGUGAAGGUGCUCUUUGUCAGGAAGCUGGCCACAGCGGUGACUGAAGAGCUCCUUGAAAAGACCUUCUCUCAGUUUGGGAAGCUGGAGCGAGUGAAGAAACUGAAAGACUACGCUUUUGUUCAUUUUGAAGAAAGGGAUGCUGCUGUAAAGGCAAUGGAUGAGAUGAAUGGAAAGGAAUUGGGAGGAGAGGAAAUUGAGAUCGUCUUGGCAAAGCCCCCAGACAAGAAGAGGAAAGAGCGCCAAGCUGCUCGGCAGACCACCAGGAAUGCAGGGUAUGAUGACUACUACUACUACCCACCUCCACGUAUGCCACCACCAGGCCGAGGCAGGGGCCGUGGUGGCCGAGGGGGUUAUGCGUAUCCCCCAGAUUACUAUGGCUAUGAAGAUUACUACGAUGACUACUAUGGCUACGACUAUCAUGACUACCGUGGUGGCUAUGAAGACCCUUACUACGGGUAUGAAGAUGUGUACAGCAUGAGGGGCCGUGGUACCCGUCCUAGCAGGGGGGGGCCUCCUCCACCUAGGGCUCGUGGAGCACCACCAGCAAGAGGCCGGGGGGGUUACGCUCAAAGAGGGCCACCCCUCGGUGGUCCGAGGGGUGGCCGAGGAGGGCGUGGAGCCCCUUUCCAGCCACAGAGGGGCCGCGGUCCUCGUGGGGCCCGGGGCAAUCGUGGGGGCAACGUCGGCGGAAAGAGGAAGGCAGACGUGUUUAACCAGCCUGACUCCAAGCGCCGCCAGACCAACAACCAACAGAACUGGGGGUCCCAGCCCAUCGCCCAGCAGCCCCUGCAGCAAGGGGCCGACUAUUCCGGUGGAGAAGCAUUGAGAGCGGCACCACUAGAAUGAGGAACUCACCUGAACGGUACUCGAGGGUGAGCUAGCCUUGCACAGAGUACUGUCUCCUCUCCUGUAGCUCAUUGUAAUCACUGGAGAAACACUAGCCAUAAUUUUACAGUGUUCUUUUUGUGUUUCAUUACUAAUAUCCGUUACUACAAAUAAUUAUUUUAUUCGGUUGAAAUCUAACUUUUGCAGGCUUUGAAGAACCCAAGUCACUAAAGCUGACUGAAGAAUCAUUGUUAAAAUGCGAAUUAUUUGUUGCACCCAGAUAAUUCAAGGGAUUUAGAAAAAAUAUGUGCAUAUAAUUUCUUCAUAAAGCAUACAUUUCCCAUAAAUGUCUGUGUAGACUGGAUUUAUCCAGCCAGAAGGCAGACGGUCAUCAAUUGGAUAAGCAUAUAAACCCCAAAACCCAGUAAACACCUGUCGCCUUGUUUCGGCCCUAGUGCUAUGCAACCACCUUAGCUCAGCUUACAUUCUGUGAAUGGAGCAGGGCGGAGGAUAUUUCCAUUCCUACACCACUAGAGGUAGCAGUUCCACUGCAGCACGUCUAGAUGAUCCCAUUGUUCCUUUGCCCGACGCUCCAUCUUUGAGUCCUUUUCAGAGUGACAGCGGUGUUCAAUCAUAGAUAGAUAAUACCUAUACACACUGAUUUUCAAAUGUAUGCAGGCUGCAGUGGGAAUGAUAGAUUAAAUGUUGAUAAAACAGGCUAAUGGUGGAACAAUGGACGUGCCUUAAACUGAUGGCUUUACUCAUUAAUGCCACAAGAUGGCAGUAGGUGGCCUGCACAGUUACUAAACAGGUAAGAUGUGAUGCAGGGAGUGUGCCAGUAAACUAUUAGGUGACACUCAUACAUUAUUAUUUAGAAUUUUUUUCACUUCUAGUGCUGGAAUGUCCUUAAACGGCUUCUCAUGUCAGAACUGUGUCUUUAUAUGUUGCCUCUUGUCACCAGGCAGUAA